GUUAGAUUUGCUGAACUUUCAAAGAACUGUGUUCUGGUCCUCUGAGGAUAGUGAAGACUUAGUUGAGUUGGGGACACUGAUGGCAGGAGGUGUAGUCAUAAAGUUUGGCUUGUCCCAGUACUCUGAUCAAUACGUAGAACACUUUGACUUUCUCCGUUUCAAAGCUACCCCAAAUCCAGAUGAUUUGAUUAAACAAGUCUCGCAGCUGAAUGGAGCUACUCACACAGCUACAUAUAUCCAGAAAGUGGUGCGUGAAAUGUUUCUCCCCGAAAAAGGAGCCCGCAGUGAUGCAUCUAAAAUUCUCAUUGUGAUAACUGAUGGGAAAAAAACAGGAGAUCCUCUACAAUAUAAUGAUGUGAUUCCAGAAGCACAAAUGGCUAACAUUAUCCGCUUUGCUAUUGGG
Molecule: messenger RNA, 403 nt
Organism: Pseudonaja textilis
Lineage: Eukaryota; Metazoa; Chordata; Lepidosauria; Squamata; Elapidae
Source: RefSeq, a predicted model, not a curated record